GGGUAAAGAUGGCGGAGCGUGGUUACAGCUUUUCGCUGACUACAUUCAGCCCGUCUGGUAAACUUGUCCAGAUAGAAUAUGCUUUGGCUGCUGUAGCUGGAGGAGCUCCUUCAGUGGGAAUUAAAGCUGCAAAUGGCGUGGUCUUAGCAACUGAGAAGAAACAGAAGUCCAUUCUGUAUGAUGAGCGAAGUGUCCACAAAGUGGAACCAAUCACCAAGCAUAUAGGUUUGGUGUAUAGUGGCAUGGGCCCAGAUUACAGGGUACUUGUGCACAGAGCUCGAAAACUAGCUCAGCAGUACUAUCUCGUUUACCAAGAACCCAUUCCCACAGCUCAGCUGGUCCAGAGAGUAGCUUCUGUGAUGCAGGAAUACACCCAGUCAGGUGGUGUUCGCCCAUUUGGAGUUUCUUUACUUAUCUGUGGUUGGAAUGAGGGACGGCCAUAUUUAUUUCAGUCAGAUCCAUCUGGAGCUUACUUUGCCUGGAAAGCCACAGCAAUGGGAAAGAACUAUGUGAAUGGGAAGACUUUCCUUGAGAAAAGAUAUAAUGAAGAUCUGGAACUUGAAGAUGCCAUUCAUACAGCCAUAUUAACCCUAAAGGAAAGCUUUGAAGGGCAGAUGACAGAAGAUAAUAUUGAAGUUGGAAUCUGCAACGAAGCCGGAUUUAGGAGGCUCACCCCAACUGAAGUUAAGGAUUAUUUGGCUGCCAUUGCAUAAUAAUGCAAAUAAUGAAGUGACUGAAAAUCCAGAAUUUCAGAUAACUUCUCUACUUAAACAUGUUUAAAGUAUGUUUUGUUUUGCAGACUUUUUGCAUACUUAUUUCUACAUGGUUUGAUGGACUGAUGUUUUUAAAAUGAGACUUAUAAAUCAUAAUAAACUCUUAAAUUAACUUCCAGCUUUUUAGGAGUUAGUAAACUUUUAACAUAGUUAUAUUUCCUGCUUUCCCUCACAGUUGAUUUCUGGAAACUACAUUGAAAAGCAGAAUGGUGAAAUUGGUCUUUAGUCUUCACACAGUUUGGAUUAAGUCAAACUUUGUCAUCUUCUUUACUGUCAGAUGUUGUCUGCUUCAGGAAAGCAAAAUCCUGAUUUCAGUAAACACUGCUUUUGGAGCUGAGAGAAUCUGUAGACUUUCGUGGAUUCUGAGGCAAGGUAGGAAGCAUAGCUGUAUUUUGGGCACCAUCAGGUGUGGAUCAGUGAAACCUAGACUGUUCUGUGAGAUUGCGCUGGAGCUGCCGAGCGUGCUAAGCCACAGUCUCCUGUAGGAGAUGCACCGUGUAGAUACGUAAGAAGCGGUGUGCUAGUUCCUGUUGGCUUUCCAUCACUAGUGCGUAAAUGUAUUUCAGAAGAGCCCCCUAGAGUCUGCUAGACCUUUCUAACUCAAGGAUGAAUGUGAGUGCUGGAAAUAAAAUACUAAUCCUUAAAUGUCAGAAUUACGGCUUAAGUCUCUCCCUCAUUCAUGAAACCUCUGUAAUCAGAACCUUCACUGCACUUUAAGACUUCCAGCAGCAAGUUAAUCAUGGAAUAUCGGAACCCUGUUUCCAUUAUAUGUGAAGGCAUAGCACUUAAAGCUUUCUUUGUUUUUUUUAAGGCCUCGUAGGAUGAGAGAAAUCCUGUCAUUAGUCUUGCUCACAGAACAUAAUUUAUGAAUGUCAUUUUUCUUACCAACAAAGAGAUGGGGAUUUCUGUGACUUAAAUGUGGGUCAAGAGAUCUCAAAAGAUUUGGUUAAGUUUAGCCUUCUUAGGAAAGAGACUUAUCUUGGAGUAUUUUUGUCAGGAUUCCCAGUUCUCCCUACUGUCACCGUAACCCCUAGAGUGGCAGGAGUGUUAUGAUGAGAGAUGAGAGAUGCCAACUUGACUGUUUUUAGACGUUUGUCUUGAAGGCCUCAUUUAACAUUAUAGCCUCCCCUUGUUGGCUCUUAGUACAUUAUGAAUCCAGAAUGCUAAAAAGAACUUAGUGGUCAAAAGGAAUGGUUUUGGAGUUAGGUCUCACCUCUCCCCCAACUGGCCGAGUGACUGCACACGGUAAUUAUCUCAGAGGGUUUUCUCAGGACUAACCUCGAUUCUGCAAGUGAAAGGCCUGGCAAGGUUAAUGGUUAAGUUUCAGCUAGUUUCAGCUCCUUUGAAUUUGCUUAGGCUCGCUAAUGUCCAACGUUAAGAAAUCAGAGGAAUGCCAAAAUUCUUCAAAGAAGGAAAGAGGCAUUUUUAUUUAGGACAAAAAGCACAUGGAGGUUCUUAUGGAGUGCUAACAGAAUAAAUCCUAUGGAAUAAAGGGAGGAAAAAUGAGCUGAAGCACAUCUGUGUCCAGAGUCUCAUCUCUGCCUCUUGCCCCAUUAAAUCCAAAGCCCAGUUCAACUGAAGCUUCUCCAUAAACACUUCUCCCUUGGGUCUCAGUUUGUUCUCUUCACUGACCAUAAGUUGUUCCCUUUUGUCUCAGUUCUUGGGAAACUGAAAAGUUUUUGGUCUAGAAACCGAUUGCAUGCAUCUCUACACAUUUCCAAACUCUUCAGUCUUCUAGCCUGUGGAUUCUAGCUUUUAAAAUCUUAUUUUAAGUAUCAUCAUGCUCC
Budorcas taxicolor (takin) is the source of this 2560-nucleotide messenger RNA. RefSeq names its product proteasome 20S subunit alpha 2 (gene PSMA2). Gene Ontology annotation, cellular component: proteasome core complex, alpha-subunit complex; proteasome core complex. Gene Ontology annotation, biological process: ubiquitin-dependent protein catabolic process. Lineage: Eukaryota; Metazoa; Chordata; Mammalia; Artiodactyla; Bovidae. The transcript has 8 exons. The coding region runs from base 9 to 713 and encodes 234 amino acids. The record is from RefSeq and is a predicted model, not a curated record.